Molecule: messenger RNA, 951 nt
Organism: Thamnophis sirtalis
Lineage: Eukaryota; Metazoa; Chordata; Lepidosauria; Squamata; Natricidae
Source: RefSeq, a predicted model, not a curated record
UUCUACCUCAACAAGACAGAUGUGGUUGAUUUCCCUCGCUUCCCGCACCGAGGUCUGCUCCUUGACACCUCUCGCCAUUUCCUGCCUUUGAGAAUCAUCCUGGAGACCCUGGACGUCAUGGCGUACAACAAAUUUAACGUGUUCCACUGGCACAUCGUGGACGACCAAUCGUUUCCGUUCCAAAGCAUGGUGUUCCCGGAUCUCAGUUCGAAGGGCUCCUAUAACUCGGCCACUCACGUAUACGCUGCUGCUGAUGUGAAUAUGGUGAUUGAAUACGCCCGGUUGCGUGGAAUUCGAGUGAUUCCAGAAUUUGACACCCCUGGACACACUCGCUCUUGGGGGCCAGGUGUCCCAGGCUUAUUGACUCCAUGUUACGUGUCCACAAAACCCAGCGGGACCUACGGGCCAGUCAACCCCAUCCUCAACUCCACUUACCAAUUCAUGGCUUCGUUUUUUGCUGAAGUUAGCGCCAUCUUCCCAGAUUUCUACCUUCACCUGGGAGGAGAUGAGGUGGACUUCACUUGCUGGCACCGCAGAACAGAAAAAACUGGUUAUUGGGGGGGAAGCCUGCAUGUGGGGCGAAUACGUGGAUGCAACCAAUUUAACCCCCAGGCUGUGGCCCAGAGCUGGAGCUGUUGCUGAGCGUUUGUGGAGCAACAAGACAGUUCGAAACCGGGAAGAUGCUUACGCCCGCUUGUCAGAUUUCCGCUGCACAUUGCUCAGGCGAGGUAUUCAGGCCGAACCCCUUUAUACAGGAUUUUGUGAAUUUGACACAGUUUGAUUUUACAAUCACUUCCCCCUCCCUCACCGCAAAUAUCUGUUUUAAUAUGUGCGGGGAGAAUCUUUUUUUUUAAAAAAAAAAACCCAAAUAUUUCAAUAAAUCAGUUCCCUAUUAUUUGAAGCCUUUUUUGAAAAGAAGAAGAAGAAGAAGAAGAAGAAGAAGAAGAAGAA